CCAGUGAAGCGGAGGAACCAAUGAGUGUGAGACGUUGAGUGACAGCUGUCCAAUAGAGACCCUCAGUGCUGGUACGGAUUGCGGCUUAAGCACCGCGGCGGUCUGAGGAAUGUCAACUAUUCAAUAUGGAGGCGGAGGUCGAUAAGCUGGAACUGAUGUUCCAGAAAGCUGACUCUGAUCUGGAUUACAUUCAAUACAGGCUGGAAUAUGAAAUCAAGACUGAUCAUCCUGUUACAGCAGGCAAGAAAAAUCCAGUUACACUCUUAAAGGAAUUGUCAGCAAUAAAGUCUCGAUAUCAAACUUUGCAUGCACGCUUUAAAUCAAUUACUACAGAGCAGAAAGAGACUAAGAACCGCAUUUGUACUACUGUCAAUAAGACUAUGACCAUGAUACAAGAGCUACAAAAGCAAACAGACCUGGAGCUGUCACCACUGAGUAAAGAAGAGCAAACUGCAGCAGAACAAUUAAAAUCUUUCAUGUCAGACUUAUGAAGAAAUGGACUUGCAAAAGGGAAUUCUGAUGAAGAAGAGAUCCAUUCCAGAAAGAUUUAGGAAGAUGUCUUGUUAGCACUUGAUGACUAGAGGUGGGAGGAUGGAGAAGAAGAUUUGGUUGUGGUCACUGGAUAAUGACACCUUUUACAAGAGAGGAAACUAUAAGAAGGGCAGAUAUAGGAAUAAAGUUUAGCCGAAAGGAUGGGAUGGAAAUAAAGAGAUUUAAAAAUAAAUAUCACACGUAAUUAGUCUUAUAAUGAAAGGAAGUCACAUAACUCUAUUUUGCAUCUGUUUUUGUGUAGUUGGGAUAACAUGAAUGUCCUGGUCUAUCAAGAAAGGAUAUAUGUACUAUCAGAUGUGAAUGAGCAUGCUUUGGAAACUAAAGGAUAGAAAAAAAUAUUUGUAUUACAUUAUACAUAUGUAUAUAAUUUUAUUUUUGAAAAUAUUGAUUAUAGAUAAUGGUCACAUUAUUGAUGAGACUGCUAGUAUGUGGCCUCUAGUCCUCCAGAGAAGCUAACUUUGGUAAUAAUAAAUUGGCUUUUCUGUGAUAGCCUUACUUUUUUUGCUCUAUUCCUUCUGCCUGCAAUUGUUGAGCAACAUGAACUAUGACUUCAAAUAUUGUUUCAGACUGUCUCUUCUGUAUAUCAACACUACCUUUGUUCUCCUUCAGCCUGUAUUACUGUUAAUUGUUCAUUCUAUAUGGAAGCUAAGAAAGAGAAAUCAGAGGAUCACUGGCAACUGCAGGUUAUAGAAUUAUACUUUUAUAUAAUUAAAAAUUUGUUAUGAGCAUUUUAUUUGCCCAUUAACAAACUUAUAAUAGGUAAUAAACAGGGUUGGGAGAGUAGCUUCAGUUAAAAUUGUACUGUGCAGUUUGAAUAUUUAAAGAACAGAAAACUCCUAUUUUUUAAGUUACAGAGAAAUAAGUUACAUUUCAGUAACACAUUUUCUUCAGUACUCGGGCAGUUAAUAUUAAGGAAGUUUUUAUCCUGGAAUGGCUCUGGGAUGUGAUGUUGAUUGGUGGAAUUAAAAAAUAAUAGCAUCAUACUACUAUCAUAUCAUAGUAUUAGUAUCAUAGCAAGAUCCUGGAGUUUAUCCUCUGUGACUUUCUUCACAGUUGUGUUUUCAAUGUUGGUUCUUUCCCUCAGUCCCCUGAAAACUGUUCUCUGCGUACUUCUCUAUAAUAUUCAUUAGCUUCCCAAGUUUCAUUUAUUGACUCUUCGUGGAUGAUUCCCAGAUAUAACUUCUUCCAUUAGAUCUAGAUACAAAUUUCCAAUAAAAAUGUCUACCUGAAUAUUCAAAUUGAUUAUGUCCCAAGUACUUCCUGAUUUAAUUUUGUCAGUGGGCACUGUUUUGUUACCUGGAAUUAAAAAGUCUGCAUCCCUUUAUCUUCUUAGUCAAUAAAAUCUUCCUGAAAUGUUCUUAGUA
Mustela lutreola (European mink) is the source of this 1916-nucleotide messenger RNA. RefSeq names its product spindle and kinetochore associated complex subunit 2 (gene SKA2). The record is from RefSeq and is a predicted model, not a curated record. The transcript is spliced from 4 exons. Gene Ontology annotation, biological process: chromosome segregation; mitotic cell cycle; cell division. Gene Ontology annotation, cellular component: outer kinetochore; spindle microtubule. NCBI's taxonomy places the organism in Eukaryota, Metazoa, Chordata, Mammalia, Carnivora, Mustelidae. The coding region runs from base 126 to 491 and encodes 121 amino acids. Gene Ontology annotation, molecular function: microtubule binding.